Molecule: messenger RNA, 420 nt
Organism: Plasmopara halstedii
Lineage: Eukaryota; Oomycota; Peronosporomycetes; Peronosporales; Peronosporaceae
Exons: 1
Coding region: 1-420 (139 amino acids)
Source: RefSeq, a predicted model, not a curated record
AUGUCGGACCGUGUCUCCGCGGCAUCGAGGGAUGUAAAUCCUAAGCUUGACGAGCACGAGCGUCGCGCUCCGCGCACGAUUUCAGUGACGAGUGACCUCGUUGGGGAUGUGGAAGUGGUUGACUACGAGUCUGACACUCCUUUUCCCGGAUGGAAUGACGAGGAAGGCGAGCCGCACCAGCGACGUGAGACGAGCCCUGAUAGCGCCUUGCGGAUUCCAUGUCUGUUUCGUGAAUUCUCGUCACCUGAGAAACGUGGUGUAAUCACCAAUGAUCUCGAUAAGGCACAGAAGCGGCAGCCGGAAGCUGCCCGUAAGGCGGCUCUGAUGCGCGCCCAUCCACGGUCGGUCAUUGACCCUCGUGUGGAAUUCGGCUUCCGCCCAGCGGAUCCCGCUGUGGAAGCGAAGGAUGUGGUAACUUGA